GUUAUUGCCUGUGACACAGGUCGGACUCAUGUCGUCAAGUGUGUCAACAAGUGUACUUCAGAAGAGCCUGCCGCAGCCAACCCCACUGCUGGAGAGGGGGAUUGUUCGAGACCGUUCAGACAGAGGUUGGCUGCGUUGCAGAGCCAAGCAUAUGAAGCUAUCUGCAAUCGUUGCGAAUCACUGAUGAAUCUCCCGAAAGAAAUGUUGAAAUUCAAUGCGAAGCCUGCUGCGUACUUGAAUCUCUUAGCAGAUCUUCUUCACAACUUCUCGGAUGGCUUAGCGCUGGGGGUCGCUUUUGGAAAGGGACAUGGAAUCUCAACAACACUAGCUGUCUUCUUCCACGAAGUCCCGCACAACAUUGCAGACUUUGCGAUCUUGAUUCAGAAUGGGUUUAGCCACAGCUCUGCCUUGUGGGCACAGUGGGGCUCAGCGAUGGGCGCCCUCCUUGGCUGUGUGGUUGGACUGCAGCUCCAGCAGCUGAAGGGUAUGCAGGGCUUCAUAGCUGGCGGCUUCAUCUACGUGGCGACAGUCGACAUCAUCCCCCUUAUGCUUCAGGACACGACGUUUAGCACGACGCUACUGGAGACGCUCGCCAUGGCCGUGGGAGUCUUGAUGAAUGUCGGCAUGCUCGUCCUCGAGAACUCGGUCCCGGGGGCUUGCACGCACUAGCUCCCCGUCCUCGCCUCCCCCCCCCCGUCCCCUCCCCCAUGCAAUAUAUAAAAAAAGGAGUCG
Guillardia theta CCMP2712 is the source of this 732-nucleotide messenger RNA. RefSeq lists its product as hypothetical. Gene Ontology annotation, biological process: zinc ion transmembrane transport; intracellular zinc ion homeostasis. The coding region runs from base 184 to 669 and encodes 161 amino acids. Gene Ontology annotation, cellular component: membrane. Gene Ontology annotation, molecular function: zinc ion transmembrane transporter activity. NCBI's taxonomy places the organism in Eukaryota, Cryptophyceae, Pyrenomonadales, Geminigeraceae. The transcript has 10 exons. The record is from RefSeq and is a predicted model, not a curated record.